CGGCGCAAGAUGAACCCGUUAACGAAAGUGAAGCUGAUCAACGAGCUGAACGAGCGCGAAGCCCAGCUUGGGGUGGCGGAGAAGGUGUCCUGGCACUCCCAGUACAAGGACAGCGCCUGGAUCUUCUUGGGAGGACUUCCUUAUGAAUUGACUGAAGGGGACAUCAUCUGUGUCUUCUCCCAAUACGGCGAGGUUGUUAACAUAAAUCUGGUACGGGACCAGAAGACUGGGAAAUCCAAAGGAUUCUGUUUCCUUUGCUAUGAAGACCAGCGGAGCACGAUUCUGGCUGUUGACGAUUUCAAUGGCAUUAAGAUCAAAGGGAGAACUAUUCGAGUGGAUCAUGUGUCUAACUAUCGGGUUCCUAAGGACUCAGAUGAUUUGGAUGAUGUGACUAAGCAGCUUCAGGAAAAAGGCUGUGAGAAUCCCAUGCCUUCAGUCAGUUUAUCUGAGGACUCUGAAGAUGACAAACCUGCCAAGAAACACAAAAAAGACAAAAAGGAAAAAAAGAAAAAAAAGAAAGACAAAGAGAAGACCAACCAGGAAGUACAGCCCAAGCUACCAGUCUCCUCUUCAUCACCCAGAAGGAAGACGUUAAAGGAAAAGGAUGCCUCAGAUUCUAAAAAGCUCAGCAGCAAGAACUCUGAGAUGGGCCUGAAGUUUGAGUCCAGGGAGGGGCGUAUGCAGUGCCACAGCUCCCCUGAGGUCAGGACAAACAGCCGCUCUGGCGCAGAGGCCCGAGAUAGGGAGCCCAGAAAAGAGCAGGCCAGGCAUGAACACAGGUCCUCAAGUAGGAAGGAGGCAAGGGAUGAAAAGAACAGGGAUAGGGACAAAGAUCGAAGUUCAGACACUUGCAUUGACUGGCACAGUGGGCCUUUUGAAAGGAAUAGUCGUAGGAGUAGGAGUCAGAGCCGAGAUACGUCUCAUAGGCAUAAAAGUUCUUGGCACUCCCGGGACCGGGGAUCCCCCAAUUCUAGAGACCGGAGGCAUCACUGAUGCUCCAGCUUGUUGUGCUGCUUGUUAAGAACUGGUCAGGAACUUGUUAGUUCUCUGUGUGUGUUGGGUCAUACCUGCAGAUGCUCAUGGCUUAUUCCUGGCUCUGCUCAG
This is a messenger RNA of Suncus etruscus (white-toothed pygmy shrew), 1104 nucleotides long. Its product is annotated as RNA-binding motif protein, X-linked 2-like. Bases 10 to 993 code for a protein of 327 amino acids. The record is from RefSeq and is a predicted model, not a curated record. Gene Ontology annotation, biological process: mRNA splicing, via spliceosome. Gene Ontology annotation, molecular function: RNA binding. NCBI's taxonomy places the organism in Eukaryota, Metazoa, Chordata, Mammalia, Eulipotyphla, Soricidae. Gene Ontology annotation, cellular component: catalytic step 2 spliceosome; precatalytic spliceosome; U2 snRNP. The transcript is spliced from 2 exons.